Molecule: messenger RNA, 1035 nt
Organism: Psilocybe cubensis
Lineage: Eukaryota; Fungi; Basidiomycota; Agaricomycetes; Agaricales; Agrocybaceae
Exons: 10
Coding region: 1-1035 (344 amino acids)
Molecular function (GO): oxidoreductase activity, acting on the CH-CH group of donors, NAD or NADP as acceptor
Source: RefSeq, a predicted model, not a curated record
AUGCCCACUUGCACAAACGGCCGUGUGCUUUUCAAUUCCAUCCCCGAAGGUUACCCUGAACCUGGGAAGACUACAGUAUACGACGAUUCUCAAGUAAUCGAUACGGCUCAUGUUGAACUCAACGGGGGUUUCCUUGUGAAAAUCCUUGAGCUUUCCAUUGACCCAUACAUGAGAGGACGCAUGCGCGAUCCUUCCGUAGAAUCUUAUGCUUCCGCGUUCCAAAUUGGACAACCAUUAAAUAGCCAUGGAAUUGGCGUUGUCAUUCGUUCGGAGAAUCCUGAAGUGAAGAAGGGAGAUCAUCUGCAUGGUUUAUUCGAACAUCAAAACUACGUUGUACGAAAAAACCUUGAGGGACUUCAAGUUGUUCAAAAUCCCAAUAAUCUGCCAUGGUCGACGUUCAUUGGGGCGCUCGGAAUGCCAGGCAUGACUGCCUAUACCGGUUGGAAGGAGUUUUCGCACUCCAAGAGGGGUGAAACCGCAUUUGUCACGGCUGGUGCUGGACCUGUUGGGUCGAUGGUGAUACAGCUCGCUAAGCUGGAUGGUCUACGGGUCAUCGCUUCUGCAGGAUCUGAGGACAAGGUGAAGUUCUUAAAGGAGAUAGGGGUCGACGUUGCUUUCAAUUACAAAACCUGUAAUACUGCAGAAAUUCUAGCAAAGGAGGGACCAAUAGAUAUUUACUGGGACAAUGUUGGAGGAGAAAGCCUCGAGGCUGCCCUUGAUGCUGCUAAUGUGGACGGAAGAUUCAUUGAAUGUGGAUUUAUAUCUGCGUAUAAUGACCCCAACGGCGUUCCAGUCAGAAACCUGGCCAACGUCUUUGCUAAAAGCUUGUCGCUAAACGGAUUUAUUGUCACGCGGCUUCAGGACAAGUAUUUUGAUGAGUUCUACAAGACGAUUCCUCCACUCGUAGCCUCAGGGAAGAUUAAGCAUAAAGAAGAGGUUUGGGAAGGUUUGGAUAAAGUGGGCGAGUUUAUUCUUGCCGUGCAGAAAGGAAAGAACACAGCAAAGGCUGUUAUUCAUGUAGGCGAUGAGGAGUAG